Messenger RNA from Lingula anatina, 789 nucleotides. RefSeq names its product ORM1-like protein 1. Lineage: Eukaryota; Metazoa; Brachiopoda; Lingulata; Lingulida; Lingulidae. Gene Ontology annotation, cellular component: endoplasmic reticulum membrane. The record is from RefSeq and is a predicted model, not a curated record.
CGAUGACAGAACUACGCAUGCGGGAUACAACAAGACAAUCUCAAGAUCGUGUUGACAAGUCAGAAGAAACUUAUUUCUGAGAUAGAAGCGGAGAUCAGUCUCCAAGAUGAACGUGGGCACGGCCACCAGUGAACAAAACCCCACCCACUCCUAUCUGAACAGCAAAGGAAUGUGGCUGACAUACAUCCUACUGAUUUCUGUUCUUCACUUUUUAUUGCUCAGCUUUCCCUUCUUCACUGUGGCCUGGGUUUGGACAUGCACGAAUGUCAUACACAACAUAAUCAUGUUCUUCACACUGCACAUCACAAAGGGUACUCCUUGGGAGACGUCAGAUCAGGGCAAGGAGAGGUUUAUGACGCAGUGGGAGCAGAUUGAUUACGGGCAGCAUUUUACAGCAACCAAAAAGUUUUUCACUCUUGUGCCAAUAGUUUUAUUUUUCCUGGCCAGUUUCUACACAAAGUACGAAGCGACACAUUUCGUCAUCAAUGCAUCAGUUCUUGCUCUCAAUAUCAUUCCUAAGCUCCCUCAGCUCUACGGUGUGCGUUUAUUUGACAUAAAUAAGUACUGAAUGCAUGGACUUCUAUUCAUCAUCAUCAUUAUUAUUUUUUUGUAUUAUUAUUUGUAUUAUUAUUGUUAUUAUGAUGAUUGACCUACUGUUACUUCAAAAGGUUCAGUAGAUUGUGAUGCUACACUGGAGUAGCUCUGGCAAUUUUUCUCUUAGCCAAAUCACUACUUUUUCAUCACUUUUUUCUCCAAAUGGUUGAAAUUUGACUAAAAUAAGUCAAAUCA